ACAGUUUGUGGCUGGGGUGAUGGGGGUCUUUGAUGAUGGAUUUUAACUGGGUUUGAAAUCAGAUUGUUAUCUAAAAACCUCCAGCAUUGUUAGUGAGAUCUGUCUUUGUGUAUAUUCUGCAGAGAAAGGCUAUAGUGUCAAAGGUGAGGCCAACCAAAUGUGCCAGAUUACGCAAUGCAAACCCCAUAAUCUCCUCACUGGUGAUUGAGAGAUGUUGGAUUAAAGGAGGGAGUUAGUUGGAGAACCCGGGAAAGCCCGUCAAAGAACGUGGCUGUUAGAGAUUACUGGGCAAAGGAUUGUUUAACGACCCAAAUACUCUGUCUGCUGCAGCUGGACAAGAUGCAAAGAAACCACGCGUAAAAUAUAGUAUUCUUUAUCAUGUUGUUGUACCAGAAGUGAGAUUACACUCGUUUCUCGUCCCCUUUUUUUAUUCAUAAAAAUAGACCAACCUCUUUCAGUGGUUUGAGGACUGGCUUACUUCGAAAAAUUGUUUGCAUUUCUUUCAGAUACUUACAGUAAAGUAUUUUUAAACUACCACCACUCUGACUGAUGGAGCUAUAAACCUCAGGAGGUAAACACAGUCAGGAGGCAGAUGCUUUGUUCCUCAGGAAUUUGCAGCAGCAACUUACUCACUGUGUUCAAAAAGUGUUUGAUGAUGUGUUCUCACCCUCGUUUAAGGAGUUUUAUACUCCUACAAGUUGAAGGGAGGAUCACCGCAACAUAUUAUGUGUCUAAGAGCUUAAGUAUUUGUGCUUUUUUCAUCUUGUUUAAUAUGUAUGGAGGGACACUCCCUUCCCGCCAAAUAUGCUUUUAUGUAUAAAAAUGAAACUGAUUCUGCCUCUGACUGAUGCACAUGUGUGUGUGAAUCUCUGAAGGAGGGGAACAUGAAGGCUGAUCUGGAGGCUUCUCUGCCUUCUGGGCCGGAGGAUUUUGCGAUCCAGUGUCGAGAUGUGGGUCGGUCGUACGGCAAGAUGAAGGUCCUCAACAACCUGAACCUGACCGUGCCACAGGGACAAAUUUAUGGUCUUUUGGGCCCCAGUGGGUGUGGGAAAACCACACUACUGAAAUGCAUCGUGGGAACUUUGAAGAUCUCACGGGGUCACAUCAGCGUUUUGGGGAAGCCUCCUGCGUUCCCUGGUCAUCACGUGCCAGGCAGGAUGGUCGGGUACAUGCCGCAGGAGCUGGCGUUGUACAGCGAGUUCACCAUCAGUGACACUCUCAGUUUCUUCGGCCGAAUCCACGGCCUGACGUCGAAGGAAACCAAGGCUCGCACGGAUUUCCUCAUCGACUUCCUGGAUCUACCUCAGAAGCACAGCCUGGUCCGAAACCUCAGUGGCGGUCAGAAGCGAAGGGUGUCUCUGGGUGCGGCGCUGCUUCAGAACCCUGAGCUGCUCAUUCUGGACGAACCCACCGUGGGAGUGGACCCUGUGCUCAGGGCGAAGAUCUGGCAGCAUCUGGUGGAGAUUGUGAAGACGGGGAAAGUCUCUGUCAUCAUCACCACACACUACAUCGAGGAGGCCAGGCAAGCCAAUGUGGUGGGUCUCAUGAGGAACGGCCGUCUGCUGGCUGAAGGAACUCCAGACGCCGUCAUGAAGAUGCACAACGCCGCAACGCUGGAGCACGCCUUCCUGCGUCUGUGUGAGACGUCGGAUCAGAUGGGCUCUAAGCGGGGGGACAGUCCAGAGGGGGGGGCACUGGAGAACAGCCAAUCAUUCGAGAGCAGACCAGAAGAGAGUCUGCCGAUUCUCGCCGUCGGACCGGGAACCCCAGAGGAACUUCCGAAAUAUUCAGCGGACUGGAAGGUGCAAGCCAGACACGUUAUGCCCAAGUGGAGAAACAUCGCCGCCCUGAUGAUCAAAACAAUGGUGCGGAUGAAGAGAAUGCCGGGCUCGUUGUGUUUCCAGUUCCUGCUGCCCGUCAUCCAGGUGUCUCUGAUCUGUGUUUGCAUCGGAGCUGACCCAAAAGGGAUCCAGGUUGCCGUGGUGAACAACGAGACCUCCCCCUCCUCUUACAGCCAAUCACUGCUCUCCUUUCUGGACAACUCCAGCGUGGUCCAGGUGAACUUGAACCAUACAGAAGCUUUUGAAGGGAUUUAUAACGGAGAGUACUGGGGCGUCAUCGGCUUCGGGGAGAACUUCACCAGCUACCUGACGAAAAGGAUGAUGUCGCGGCAGGUUUCUAGAGAAGUGCUCGAUGGAGGAUCAAUACACGUCUGGCUGGACCUGACAAAUCAACAAAUUGCACUGAUGCUGCAGAAAAAAGUUUACGAAGCCUUUCAGUCUUUUGUGGAUUAUAAAUUGGGCAGUAUGUCGUACAUGGUCGCGCUACCAAUAAAGAUGGAAGAGCCGAUUUAUGGCAGCCAACACACAGACUUCUCCACUUUUGUGACGCCCGGAGCUGUUCUCAGUAUCACCUUCUUCCUGGCUGUGGGUCUGACGGCGCUCUCCUUCGUCAUCGAGAGGAAGGAGGGGCUCAUGGACCGCUGCUGGGUCGCAGGUGUGAGCUCUCUGGAGACGAUGCUGGCUCACCUCUUCUCUCAGCUGUUCGUCAUCAGCGUUCAGAUCCUCCUGCUGCUGCUCUUCAUCCUGCUCGUCUUCAAGAUGCCUAACGAAGGGUCCCUGUUUCUGGUGAUAGUUCUGAUCGUUCUGCAGGGCGUCACCGGCAUCUCCUUCGGCCUCGUCAUCUCCGCCGCCAUCGACGACGAGCAGAACGCCAAACCAGGGCCGCCCUCGGCAUCUUCUAUACCCAACCUCAUCCUCAGCGGUAUCAUCUGGCCGGUGGAGUGUAUCCCGUAUCCGCUCCGCUACCUCAGCCUCGCUCUGCCUCAGACCUACGCCUCCGAAGCCCUUCGCUGUAUCAUGUACCGAGGGUGGGGUCUCACUCGGAUGAUGGUGUGGCGAGGCUUUGCGGUCACGCUGGGCUGGAACACCUUCUUCCUCAUCCUCGCCACCGUCAUCUUAAGGCUGAGGUCGUGAAGGCCUCCUCCCUGAAAACAUCGUCCACCGAGGGGACAGAGACAACAGGAGGAGCCCGGGAACAACCCACCUGUGUGGGGAGGAAGUGGAGGCAGCAGAGGGGUCACUGAGGUGAAAGGGACUCCAUCGGUCCCCCUCCUCCAUAUGUUCUGUCUCACACACAGAAAACACACACAUCAGAGCUGCUGAUCCUGCAACAGUUGCGUUGGCCUGCGGGAGGGAGAUGGCAAGCUGCACGUAUAAGUGCACAAGUUAAAUAUCUACCGGCACAAUAAAAUGAAUAUUUAAUGUAAAUAAGAUUAUUAAUCCUAUAGUUUGUUUCCCUUCUACGUGCAGCUUGUUGGAACUUCCCCCCCCCCCAACAAUGGGCCAUGAACCGACUCAGGGUCGCUUUUUUAUUUUAUUUUGCCUUCGCUCUUGAUGCUAACAGAGAGACUUGCUGGUGAAUACACUCUAAGAUUAUGGUUUGCCGUACAGUAUUGGUUGCCUGCCUUAUAUUUGCAUUAUAGAGGAAUUGUGUAUGUAAAUGUGAGAAGGAGUCGCAGCACAAACACAACAAGUUAAAUAUUCUCUGUUUGCUUUACCAGAAGGACAUUUGAGGAGAGGAUUGUUGUAGCGUCAUGUUUCAAAGUGCUGAUCGCUUCAUAUUGUGCAGCAAAGUCUCCCCGCUCAUCCACAGCAGCCGUAUCUUGUCUUGUUUCAUUUUAAGUCAGAUUUCCGUGUGUCCUGCAAAUCCUGUUCAUGCAUCACCAGGUGCUCAGCUGAAGUUUAGUUUGGUGGUUUUCUCUAUAACUUGUGUUCUGUGCCUGAAAGAAGGGGUGGUUUGAUGUUGCUGUUGUAUAUUUGUUGUAUCUCCACUUUGCUGGACAGAGUGGACUCAAAGGUCAGGUUGACGCCUCCUGCUUAUCUGCAAAAUAUGUUGUGUUUUUUUACACCCUCAAGUCUCAAACUGAUCAUGCUUUUUGACAGUUUUGACCACCAACAAACAAUUAAAAGAGUAAAAGCACACAGGCUGUUUUGGAUUUUGAAGAGGCUGGGAUGUUGCCUCCUUAAAGGAAUCAAAAAAUGAGGAAUACAUAUAAAAUCUAAAUAUCACAAGGAUAUUUUAAACCUGUGGUUCAGUCAUACUUGCCAACCUUGAGACCUCAGAAAUCGGGAGCAUUUCCAAAACCACCGCGGGGGGGGGGGGGG
Molecule: messenger RNA, 4166 nt
Organism: Trematomus bernacchii (emerald rockcod)
Lineage: Eukaryota; Metazoa; Chordata; Actinopteri; Perciformes; Nototheniidae
Gene: abch1
Product: ATP-binding cassette, sub-family H, member 1
Exons: 20
Coding region: 885-2975 (696 amino acids)
Biological process (GO): transmembrane transport
Cellular component (GO): ATP-binding cassette (ABC) transporter complex; membrane
Molecular function (GO): ATP binding; ATP hydrolysis activity; ABC-type transporter activity
Source: RefSeq, a predicted model, not a curated record